Messenger RNA from Electrophorus electricus (electric eel), 2098 nucleotides. Its product is annotated as protein lifeguard 3. The record is from RefSeq and is a predicted model, not a curated record. NCBI's taxonomy places the organism in Eukaryota, Metazoa, Chordata, Actinopteri, Gymnotiformes, Gymnotidae. Gene Ontology annotation, biological process: negative regulation of apoptotic signaling pathway. Gene Ontology annotation, cellular component: Golgi apparatus; membrane; endoplasmic reticulum.
AGUCAAAUCUGUGCCGUGGUUUCUGCUCGCGUGGUGUGUGCAGACCCCGCAACCUGACUCUGAUCUCACCGUGAUGACUCGGCUGAUUAAAUGAAACGUGCAGGAGCGGAAAAAUCCAUCAGGCUCCGGGAUGACCGUUCAGUCGCGCGCAGGUCCGGAGCCCACGUUCCCCGCCCCAUGGAUUUAUCCAGAGGCGGCCGAUCGCCAACAUUUGUGUCGGUUUGUAGAGGAAACAAGCAACUGUGAGUGAUUUUGUGUUAGUGCUGCAUUGUACUGGGUGGGGAGGAGAUCUCAGUGAGCGUGAUACCACUGUGUCUGUGCUCCUGUGAGAAGCUGUCAUGUUCAAGUCCGAUCCCCCUCCGAGCUACGAGGAGUCCAGGCAUGACCAGCUGCGAGCGGGGAUCUGCCCCUACGUGCCCUACGGAAGCCCACCCCCAUCAGGGGUCUACCCAGGAGCCGGGCAGCCUGGCAUGUACCCUCCACCUGGAGCACCGAGCAUGAUGCCAACCUUCUUCCCCUCCGCUGGCUCUCCCACUACGCCAGGAGGCUCAGAGGAUUUUGCAGCUGACGGACUGUGGGAAAGCAAAAGUGUUCGUCACGCUUUUAUCAGAAAGGUGUACCUUAUUUUGGCCAUCCAGCUACUGCUCACCACCUCCAUUGUAGCAGUGUUCACAUUUGUAGAUCCCGUGCGUCUUUUUGUAAUCAAGUAUCCCGGGAUUUAUUGGGCGUCAUUUGCUGUGUACUUUGUGGCCUACAUCAUUCUGGUGUGCUGCGAAGGGCCCCGGAGACGAUUUCCUUGGAAUUUCGUUCUCCUCUUCAUCUUUACUCUGGCCUUGUCCUACAUGACUGGGACGAUAGCAAGUUACUUUGACACCAAGGCGGUGUUCCUGGCACUGGGGAUAACGGCAGUAGUGUGUGUUCUCGUCACACUCUUCUGUUUCCAGACGAAGGUGGACUUCACCUCCUGCACGGGGCUCUUUUGCGUGCUGGCGAUGGUUGUCCUGGUUACAGGCAUCAUAGCAACCGUUGUGCUUUCAUUUCAGUAUGUUCCGUGGCUCCAUAUGCUGUACGCUGCUAUCGGAGCCGUCGUCUACACCCUGUUCCUGGCAUACGACACGCAGCUGCUGCUAGGAAACCGGUCGCACUCCCUUAGCCCAGAGGAGUACGUGUUUGGAGCACUGUCCCUCUACGUGGACGUUGUCCAGAUCUUCCUCUUCCUGCUCCAGAUCACUGGAAGCUCCACAGACUGAGCGCAGACUUCCACCAGAGUACGGCUCCGAUAUGGACAGCAUUCGGAGCGCCGCAGCCUCCUGGUCACGUCUCCCCUGCACCGACUCCACGCAGCUAGUUCUCCCUUUUACAGUCUGUGUGCUGAGUAAACCCCAGAUAGCUUCUGUAAUCACAACCCCUUUAAUUAAACUACCUGAUUGUGUUUAACGUUUAAUUCCUGUACCACUGUUACAUAUCAGCCAUGUUCCAGUUAGCAGUGGAAAGCUGAUCCUGUACAGUUUUUCACAAUCACUUCUCUCUGUGUUGGGGGUGCAAAACUCCACACACUGUUGACUAGACUUGACUCUCAUUCCACACCCAGUACUCAGUCUCAAAGCAUAAGAGUUUCAGGCCAUAUUUUGCUAAGAUUAAGGCAGAAAACACUUUUGGGAUUUGGAGGCAGAAUUGUGACCUGAAGCUGGACAAACACUAAAGACCUUUUCUCUGCACUACUGUAGCAUGUCAUCGGAGACAGCCAGUCAAAAUGUUUCCCAUAAAGAUCGCCACUCAAAGAAAGAGACUGAUGCCUGUAAGAAAGAAUAACGUAUGCACAGGGGCUGUAUAUUUACACAAAGUCGUGUGGAUGGAUGGGUCAUAUCUACAUAAAAGAACUUUCUAGACCUGCUAGUAACUGGUCACCAGUGAAUGAACUGGACAUGAACACACAAAUAAAACACUAACAUAAGGUUGGGGGAAAACACACUAACUUAAGAGACAAGACAUACAAUAACUAAUGUAAUGCAUGCCUCCAUGUUCUCUUAUUCUGGCUUUUGGAUGACUGUAAUUACUCAAAUGUUUUAUUUUCAGAAUAUAAGACUAAGUGAAAUCA